AGUUAUUACAAUGGUAGCUGCUGAUGAAAAUCUGAAAAAGAAACAUCGCCGAAUGAAAGCCAACUGCCGUGAACGUCAACGUAUGCAUGGCCUGAAUGAUGCUUUGGAUAUUUUGAGACAGUACGUACCAAUUACAACUCAACAUCAGAAAUUAAGCAAGAUUGAGACGCUGCGUUUGGCAAGAAAUUACAUCUACGCUUUGAAGCGUAUGCUCCAUACUGGACAUCAACCAACUCCGCUUGAAUAUGCCCAUCAACUUUCCGUUGGAUUGAGUCAAACCACAACAAAUAUGCUGGCUACCCUCUUACAGGUUCACCCACGACUCUUGUCUAACCCAUCUACGCCAACUCCAUGUGCUGUCCAAGAACCGUUCCAGCCGUCUCCAUCCAUUGCCCCACAGUUGACUCCACCAUACCCUGUCCAGAUGAAUUAUAUGCAUGAACACCAUGCCAUGUACCAAUAUUGAUGUCGUAUUUUCGAAUUCUUAUAAACUGCGGGUAUUCAGUGAUUUUUUGGUCUCGAU
Messenger RNA from Cylicocyclus nassatus, 523 nucleotides. The record is from the annotation of a GenBank genome assembly. Lineage: Eukaryota; Metazoa; Nematoda; Chromadorea; Rhabditida; Strongylidae.